GUUUUGGAUUAUAACCUUAAGAUUGACCACGGCGGUAGUUAUUUGUACUGAAGAGCAAAAGGAGUAACCAAACCCGCGAUAAGGUAGUGUCCGACAAUUUAAGCUAUAUCCUAUGGCACUUCACUUUCUCAUUUGAUGGUAACCAGGAUGUUUCGGUACGGAAUAUUUCUACUGGGACUGGUAUCUAGUGCACUGGCAGACACAGACCCCUGCCAAGCUGAUAACCAUGUCAUUAUGAACGACCCAACCCGAUUCACAACUUACCAAACUGUCCAGACAUCCGUCCGAUGUGACACUGACUUGGUGAAGCAGUGGUACCGGAUCCCGUUUGGUUCUGUAGCCACAACACCACCGCCUGUUUACAGAUGUGGUACUGAUCAGCCUGUGUGGAUCCAACCAGAAACUUUACCGGCGACGGGAGAAAGCAAGUUAGUGACAAUAUGCCUCAGGACACAAUCUGACGUGUGUGCCGCUACUGGAUAUAUCGAAGUGAAAAAUUGUGGAUCUUUUUAUGUUUAUGAGUUGAGGCAGCUGAAUCCAGAUUAUUGUAAUCUCGCCUAUUGUUUAGAAGCAGACUCCAGCACAAAGGUACUGCCUUUUGUGACAACAUCUCUGGUUGAGGGUACGACGACGAUACAAGGCGGUAAUACAUUCCCGAGCAAAACUAUACUCUUCACGUGUGACUUGGAAUAUAAUACUGACGUAGAUCCGACGGCGUUGUACUAUGAUGUUGUAUGGUACAUCAACGAUCAAGAAUUAAAACGAUUGACCGAUCUCAGUUACUCUUCCUUUUUAUCCGAUGGAAACCUCAGAGAAAAUGAUUGGAUAGAACAACACUCUCUCCCUAUGCAGGUAGCUUGUGCCAUAGAAGCGAAAUCUGGAGUAUCUACGGGUACGGGAAACUUUGAACGCAGUGCUUCUUUCUUUGCUGGAUUCAAGGCGGAACUAUCGGGUGACACUCUUCAGGAAAACGGCGAGUUAGAACUGGCAGUACGGCUGACUGUUCCUCUAGGAUGUAUGUACGCGGGAACAGACAACGUCCAGCAAUAUGAAGAGGACAACUGUUUUAUGGACAUUCGAGUGGUUACACCAAGUAUAGAUACAGACCAGUGUACACUAGGUGGAGUCACCAACAACGCCAUCACUUUUACCCCUCACAUUUGUACAGUAAAGAUAUACCACACUACCUGGAACACUACAACUGUGAUGAAAGUUCACGGAGCUCCGGACAAUAUUAUAAACUCUGGACACCGCUCGGCAAGGAUACAGUUACGUAGUGACUUUGUCCCUGCACACAAUGUGUGGGAAAAUGUAUUCAGUGAAAUCAUAGAGGUGCACGUUCAUGAUGACGAUAUAAACAUCAUGGGAAAACAAUGUCACUCUUCCAAUGACCCACACAUGAAAACAUUCGAUGGCAGGCCUUACGAGCUACAAAGAACUGGGGAAUUCGUCUUGUAUGAACACGAGGAACUAUCGAUUGCGAUUCACGCCUACUUCCAAGCAUGUGAAUGGGGAAUACCAAACGCCAAAUGUAAUUGUGGAAUCGCUAUCAAAAACCAAAAUGCUGUUUUCAGGGCCAACUUCUGUAAACAUUCAGAUGGAUAUAACAAUAUCAUCGAGUUCAACGGAUGCGACGAAGAUGCGAUGACGAUAAACGCUUAUCGUUCACUUAACACGUUUGGAUCUGGUUUUGAGAUAAUUCUUCCGUCGGGGACAAUGGUGACAUUCAAAUACGGCUCAUAUGUGGGGAAUGAUGUAGUUUUUAUCCACUACAUCUACAUAAAGCCGUCGAUUUUAGACUGGAAAACAUCACAAGGCUUGUGUGGAUAUUUGGAUGGAACAACGACAAACGAUUUUAAAAAGAAAGAUGGUUCCGACACCACUGAUGCCAUGGAAUUUAGUGAAAGCUGGAAGAUAGUUUCCGGAAGUUCAAAGUCAUUGUUUAUAAAUCCACUGGAAACACAUUCGAUUCCUACAACAAUGAUCCAUGAAUACUGUACCUGCAAAGACAAAGAUCAAAUUUCCUGUUCAGCGUCCCCAGCGGAGCCCUGCUCUUCCUCCGACCCAUCAAACGCUGAGGAUUUUACUGGAUACGUUGAUACGUGCAUACGGACAUUUUCUAAACGUGACACUGACGACCAGGAGACGGUGUACUUCCCACAGUAUCCCAACGAGGAAGAGAGUGAUGAUGAAGAUAGCGAGAUCCCUGACUGGUCUGGAAACUGGACAGAAGCAUCAGCCACUGCAACUUGCCGUGAAUUUCUCCGUGCCAGCCCUCUCAUCCAGAUAUGUGAACAAAUGAUACCCGGAUUCGAUAGUGAGGUCUAUGUACCGGAUUGUACAAAGGAUGUAAAGCUUACAGGGUCGACUUUGUUCAUGGAGUCAACACUCUCCUUACUACAGACGGCGUGUAUUGCUGAAGCAGUUCGCUUAGAAAACCUCACAACCGAAAGUACAGCCAAUGGGAGCACCAUCUUGGAGGAUAUUUUGUCAAUAAGUUGUUCAAACAAUUGCUCCAAUGCGGGGUCGUGUAUAAACGGUACUUGUCAAUGUGAAACUGGCUAUGGAGGGGUUGAUUGUUCUGAAAGUGGAAGCAUCUCACCCUCUCUAUCACAGGACAGGAAUAUGGGGCUGUGUGAUUCAUCUAUAAACGUCUGCUCAAAAAUCGCCAUAUCGGGAAGAAACUUUAUGCGGCAACAACUGACGUGCAAGGCGAGGCGUUUUAAGAUUAUGGAUUCGGUUGUCCAAAUGGAAGGAGAACCAGUGAUAUUCAGUGCCAUAUACGUCAACGCUUUCCUUGCUGUGUGUAAAAUCCCAGCUUCCAGAAAACGUCGCUCCACUUCCCAGAAUCUGCCGAGUGGCUACAAGAUAAGCUUAUCUAAUGAUGGGACGACUUUCAGCAGCGAGGUCAUUUCCAUCAUCUUUGACUUCAAGUGUUUCGACUGUAACAUAACGUCAAUGACUUGCAUAGAAAAGACUGGUGAUGGCUGUAGCCAGACCGUAGAGGACACUCUCCAGACCACAGCUGAGGACGAUUCAUCAGGAACGAACAUAGCCGUUGGUGUCACUGUGGUCAUCAUAGUCCUCAUCAUCGUCAUCGUCCUUGCAGUGUGCAUAAAGAAACAUUAUCUGAAGAGGCCAAAAAUUGAAACUAUUCCCGAAAAGAACAAUUUCAACUUGUCGACGAUUGAUUCAUCCGACCUAAUCAUCGGUGCGUUUCCAGCGGCCCACACCUAUCCCUCAGAAAAGCCGUCUUGGAUACCAUCUGGCACUUCUGCAUAUCCGGACAAAUAACACUCGUGGCUUAUUGAGUGCAUUUCAUUUCAACCAGAUACUAUUCGGUCUUUCUUGUUACAAGCAUUUCAUUGGCUUAAAAGCUUAUGUUAACAGCCCAUAACGUUUGUAACAUCGCUUUUGACUGGCUGAUACACAUGCGUAAUAAUUUAGAAGAGAAAAGAGUUCGUCAAAAAAUAGGAUUUCCACAGAGAUUGUGUACGGUAGAUUAAAUUACAAGGAUUAACAAGGAUUGUUAUGGAGCUAUAACAAAAAAACACAGAGCGCGCUGUCAUCAUAAACCGCUUUAACUUCACGGUUUAUUUAGGGUAUACCCCGUUUUUUGUGUUAUUGCUCCGCUCCUUUAACAUAAAGAGAUAUUAAAGUUAGCCCUUAGAUAAAGCUGGACUAAUGUGGAAGUAUAUUCUACUGUAAUUAUAUUUCCAUUGCAGUAAGUUACAGCUCAUUCUUCAGCCCACUGGUUCUGAGUGACUGCGUGAUUCUGUUCGGAUAUAUAUUUCUUAAAUUUCCUUUUUUUUCUGUUUUUACAUGUACAGUAUAUCAUUCUAAACGACCAGUGGGGAUCACGUUUUCGUAGAUGUGUACUGUUUAUUAAAGUUAGAUAUACUAUAAAUGUUCCACGUUAUGCAUAUCUAUGAGAUAUAGAUUUUCCCCUUGUACUUGUAUUUGUAGUUGUAUCACGGGACAUUAAAAUCCUAUUGAAUAUUAAAAAACUCGUAAAUAAUUUUAUCGGAACCAAUUAAAAAUGUAACGACAUGGUCAAUUGUAGGAAUUUGAUCGGAACCAAUUAAAAAUAUAACGACAUGGUCGAUUUAAGGAAUUGAUCGGAACCAUUUAAAAAUAUAACGACAUGGUGGCUGUAGGAAUUUGAUCGGAACCAAUUAAAAAUGUGACAUGAUAUACUCCUACUGGUAAUUGUUAUCAUUUCUUCCAAUACAUAAAGUCACUGACUGGUAUGUAUAAAGAUAUAUAAACAUAUGAAACUUUACCGAUAUACGAAAACAAAUGGAAGGUACCAACAGGUUUACUUUAAUUCACAAGAUAAUUCAUUUCAGGAGUUCAUCUCUAUCAAUAUACUAAUAAUAUGCACAGCACAUCAAGUCUAAAUAACAAACUUAUUCAAAAUUACCUACCUUAUAUGUGUGUAUGUACGCUUGCCUGUCAGUUCCUUCCUGUAAACUUACCAAACAAAGUGGCAUUUAUCGGAUUAUAAAUGCCAUUGCUCGUAUGGACAUUAAUAACAAAUUUUGAUUGUGUUUUUAUCAACCGUAUGUGUAUGCUUAGAAAUAUGGUUGUACGUGUGUGUUUAUGAAGAAGGAUAUAUGUGUGAGUUUAGAGCACUGAUGCUGAAUUCCAGACUCCAAACGACAAACGACAUUUUUAAUUGGACGAUUGAGUAAAAAGUCUGAAACCCUUGAAUUUAAGCCGGACGAUGAGUUAAAGUGGCGAGUAAAGGGAGCUAAUCGAUUAAAACUCUUGUAUUUUAAUUUUUCUUCCAUUUCAAUGUUCAUUGUUUGCAAACAAACACACACAGGCUGAAGUAUUUAGAUUGAUGUUGACAUCACUCGUCAAUACAGGUUUAUAUUGAUGUUGACACCACUCGUCAAUACAUUUGUAUAUUGAUGUUGACACCACUCGUCAAUACAUUUGUAUAUUGAUGUUGACACCACCCGUCAAUACAUUUGUAUAUUGAUGUUGACACCACCCGUUAAUACAUUUGUAUAUUGAUGUUGACACCACCCGUCAAUAUAUUUGAAUAUUGAUGUUGACACCACCCGUCAAUACAUUUG
This is a messenger RNA of Pecten maximus, 5084 nucleotides long. Its product is annotated as von Willebrand factor D and EGF domain-containing protein-like. Lineage: Eukaryota; Metazoa; Mollusca; Bivalvia; Pectinida; Pectinidae. The record is from RefSeq and is a predicted model, not a curated record. Bases 136 to 3294 code for a protein of 1052 amino acids. The transcript has 19 exons.